Daldinia childiae is the source of this 786-nucleotide messenger RNA. RefSeq lists its product as uncharacterized. Lineage: Eukaryota; Fungi; Ascomycota; Sordariomycetes; Xylariales; Hypoxylaceae. Bases 1 to 786 code for a protein of 261 amino acids. The record is from RefSeq and is a predicted model, not a curated record. The transcript has a single exon.
AUGACUCGUUAUACUCGCGACCAAUACGUCGCCAUCAUUAACGAUUUUUACACGUUUCUGACGAGAAUGUACAUCUCAGACUCAGCGUUGAAGCACCCGCCUGAAGGGGGUUGGCCCAACAUCACGCCAGAGAAUUGUAGCGGAUUUGGGAAGAACGCGUUCGUAGUAGACCUUUUAAAGCACCUUCCGUAUAUACAGGGAGGACAAGAUAACGACGUCGACAUCCAUUAUAAAUGCAACGUGUUCGACUACUCUACCGUAACGCCUGAGGAGUUCAGCGGCACUUGGAUUAAGAUCGGAGAGAUACCCGCUACCGCCGACGGACCGGUACCGGCACAUAUAGUAGUAAUUGCAGAGGGCCACGAGAGCGGCGGAGUGGACUUGUUACUAGACACGGAGGAGGGUACGAUCAUCGAGGAGAUAAUCCGGCACAGCCGGGGUGGCGAGUGGGACGUGACGGAGUACUUUAACGAUCUCAAGCAGAAAUACGAGACGUUACAGAUGUUCCACAUUCCCGGAACCGAAACUGUCCAAGAGAUGCCGGACAGCUUUAACGAGGAUGAAGCGGUGGCCCCAGUGGAAGGCCCGCAGCACGACGACGAAUUCUUCCCGACGGAGGGGGAUAAUUGCUGGGUCCGCCAUAUCUACCGGAGCCAUGGGUGGCCGGGCCCUGAGUACCGCCGUGACGAGUGUAUGGAAGCUAUUAUUAGGUAUAAGGCGAUGAGGGAGGGUGUUAGGGAAGAAGGGAAUGAUGAAGAGGGGAUCAGAUCAGAUCCCCUCGAGUGA